UUUUUUUUUUUUUUGGUAGGUGAGAAGGUGAAGAGUGAAAAAGCGUGCUUUUUGGUGCUUUCUCUCUAAACCUUCCUAAAAAUGCACUGCUACCUGUGGAGCGUCUUCCUCACCUUGGAUCUGGCCGCGGUGGCCUUCGCCCUGUCGACGUGCAGCACCCUCGACAUGGAUCAGUUUAUGCGCAAGAGGAUCGAAGCGAUCCGGGGGCAGAUCCUGAGCAAACUAAAACUCAACAGCCCUCCGGAAGAGUACCCGGAGCCCGAGGAGGUUCCUCCGGAGGUCAUCUCGAUCUACAACAGCACCAGGGACCUGUUGCAGGAGAAGGCGAACCACAGGGCAGCUUCUUGCGAGAAGGAGAGAAGCGACGAGGAGUAUUACGCCAAAGAGGUUUACAAAGUAGACAUGCAGCAUACUUUCCACUCCGCAAAUCUCAUCUCAACAAACCACCCCAUCCCCUAUUUUAGACGAGUGAGAUUUGAUGUCUCGGCGAUGGAAAAAAACGCUUCCAACCUGGUGAAGGCAGAAUUUAGAGUCUUUCGAUUGCAGAAUCCAAAGGCUCGUGUCUCGGAACAACGGAUAGAACUGUAUCAGGUUCUGAAAACCAAAGAUCUAACAUCACCUAUGCAGCGCUACAUUGAUAGCAAGGUAGUUAAAACCAGAGCUGAAGGCGAGUGGCUAUCUUUCGAUGUAACUGAUGCAGUACACGAGUGGCUCCACCACCGAGACAGGAAUCUUGGAUUUAAGAUAAGUUUACACUGUCCAUGUUGCACGUUCGUGCCUUCAAAUAAUUAUAUCAUCCCAAAUAAAAGUGAAGAGCUAGAGGCAAGAUUUGCAGGUAUUGAUGACUACUACACAUAUCCCAGUGGUGAGAAAUCUUUAAAGCCCAGUAGGAAAAAAAACAGUGGGAAGACCCCACAUCUUCUGCUAAUGUUAUUGCCCUCCUACAGACUUGAGUCGCAACAGUCCAGUCGGCGGAGGAAGCGUGCUCUAGAUGCUGCCUAUUGUUUUAGGAACGUGCAAGACAACUGCUGCCUGCGCCCAUUUUAUAUUGACUUCAAGAGAGAUCUGGGAUGGAAAUGGAUACAUGAACCUAAAGGAUACCAUGCAAAUUUCUGCGCAGGAGCUUGUCCUUAUUUAUGGAGCUCAGAUACUCAGCAUAGUAGAGUACUCAGCUUGUAUAACACUAUCAACCCAGAAGCCUCUGCAUCUCCAUGCUGUGUAUCCCAAGAUCUGGAGCCCCUCACCAUCUUGUAUUACAUUGGAAAAACGCCCAAAAUCGAACAACUUUCUAACAUGAUCGUAAAGUCUUGCAAAUGCAGCUAAGGGAUAUUCCGAAGCAGCACAGCAAGU
Lacerta agilis (Sand lizard) is the source of this 1350-nucleotide messenger RNA. It is a transcript of the gene TGFB2, whose product is annotated as transforming growth factor beta 2. Gene Ontology annotation, biological process: regulation of cell population proliferation; BMP signaling pathway; transforming growth factor beta receptor signaling pathway. Gene Ontology annotation, molecular function: type III transforming growth factor beta receptor binding; cytokine activity; growth factor activity. Gene Ontology annotation, cellular component: extracellular region. The record is from RefSeq and is a predicted model, not a curated record. Lineage: Eukaryota; Metazoa; Chordata; Lepidosauria; Squamata; Lacertidae. The transcript is spliced from 7 exons. The coding region runs from base 82 to 1323 and encodes 413 amino acids.